Molecule: messenger RNA, 1017 nt
Organism: Besnoitia besnoiti
Lineage: Eukaryota; Apicomplexa; Conoidasida; Eucoccidiorida; Sarcocystidae
Exons: 1
Coding region: 1-1017 (338 amino acids)
Cellular component (GO): membrane
Source: RefSeq, a predicted model, not a curated record
AUGGCAGCGGUUGCCCUCCGUAAGGGAGUGGUGCGGUUUUCACUUCUGCUUUUUCUCGCCCUGGCCUCCGUGGGAGCAGAGGCUUCGAGCUCGACUCCUAAACAGCCCAGACUCUGCGGAUUUUUUUUGAAAACGCUGAUUCUCCAGCUCAAACCCAAUGACGAGGUCACAUUCCAGUGUGGCAGAGAGAAUCCCGGCCACCUGAAGCCCGACGCAGGGACCGCCAACGCCUUCACGGACUACAAAUGCGAAGGCUCUAUCUCGCCGCUGAGUACGCUGUGCCCGGGAGCCGUCCUCGAACCGGUUAAGGCUGCACAGGGCGUCUCGAAAACGAAUACAUACAAGCUGAAGAUUCCCCAGCAAGGGUGCAAGACGAAGAAGUGGUUCCACCAAUGCGUUCUUCCACCGUCUGGACUGCGAGUAUCAGCGCAACCUACGGACACCAAAAAGUGCAUCGUCACUGUGACAGUCUCGGGCACCACCGACGCGUCCGACCCCGAUGGCUACGGGGAGACUGGCUCGGCAGGCCCGGACGACCCUUCUUCGGACGGGACGCCGCCCACAGUUUGCGCGAAAGGUACACUGGAAGCGACGGUUUCUAUGGAUUCCCCUUUGUCCUUCAAAUGCGGCGCGGGCAUGGCCCUUGAACCCUCCGACACGACGAAAGCCCUGAACAAAGACUGUAAAAAGGAGCUCGUUCUACAAGACGUUCUCUCCAGUGCAUUGCUCGAGGCAAGGCCUCCGAGCCAAGAAGCCAACGCAGACACUAAAUAUACUCUCUCCUUGAAUUCAGCUCCUGCAAAGAAUGCUCAAAUUUGCUACAAAUGCGCGUCUCGUGCACCACCGUCAGCGUCCGGUGACCACUCUAAUGUGAAAGCAGAAAGAUCCGCACCGGCGAAGGAAUGUCUAUUGAAGGUGCGCGCGACGAGCGGGACGCCCUCCAAUCAAGUGUGGUGGUCUGUAACAUCGUUCGCCGUUUUCCCUGCAGUCCUCGGAAUUGCCCACUCGAUGCUCUAA